Sceloporus undulatus (fence lizard) is the source of this 643-nucleotide messenger RNA. RefSeq names its product mitochondrial ribosomal protein L30 (gene MRPL30). Bases 108 to 593 code for a protein of 161 amino acids. Gene Ontology annotation, molecular function: structural constituent of ribosome. The record is from RefSeq and is a predicted model, not a curated record. Lineage: Eukaryota; Metazoa; Chordata; Lepidosauria; Squamata; Phrynosomatidae. The transcript is spliced from 5 exons. Gene Ontology annotation, biological process: translation. Gene Ontology annotation, cellular component: mitochondrion; large ribosomal subunit.
CUUCUCUCGUGGACGCUGACUUCCGAGCGCGCUCGAGACCGCCGCCGCCGCCUCUGAUUGGCUGCCUUGGUCUCUUAAAAGGGCGCUGCGUGGUCUCUGAUUUCAAAAUGGCGGUGGCCAGGUCUCUGUGGAGGAAUCUCUCUCUUAGCUGGCAGAGUCUUGCAAAAAGCAAAGUGGAACCUAUCACUUGGCAGGUCUGGAUUAGGCAGAAAUUUACAAGGGCAAGAAUUCCUGAAUCGGUGUUUCAGCCACGACCUGGUGAUCAUGAAAAAUAUGGGGGUGAUCCAGAUCAGCCUCAUAAAUUGCACCUUGUCACCAGGAUCAGAAGUGGCAGAAGGCGUCCUUAUUGGGAAAAGGAUAUGAUCAGAGUUCUUGGGUUGGGAAAGAGAUUUGAGCCCAGAGUGCACAAAAAUAUACCUUCUGUGAAUGACAAACUGAAAGUCAUUAAACACCUGAUAAGCAUAAAACCAUUAAAGCUGCCUCAUGGAAUUCCAACCGAAGAGGAAAUGUCUGACACUUAUAUUAAUAUCAGCACAGGGGAAUUAAUAAUUCGCCGUCGUCUAAAACCAGUGGAACAGAAAGCAAUUGAUUAAUCGUAAUGUGUAGUGACAUUUUGUACAAUAAAUAUAAUCUUAAAGUGAAA